Strigops habroptila (Kakapo) is the source of this 2180-nucleotide messenger RNA. It is a transcript of the gene TCAP, whose product is annotated as titin-cap. Gene Ontology annotation, cellular component: Z disc. The record is from RefSeq and is a predicted model, not a curated record. The coding region runs from base 1407 to 1811 and encodes 134 amino acids. Gene Ontology annotation, molecular function: titin binding; structural constituent of muscle; titin Z domain binding. Gene Ontology annotation, biological process: skeletal muscle thin filament assembly; detection of muscle stretch; skeletal muscle myosin thick filament assembly. The transcript is spliced from 2 exons. Lineage: Eukaryota; Metazoa; Chordata; Aves; Psittaciformes; Psittacidae.
GGCCGCCUGCCCCGCUACCUGAUCCACCAGACCCUGGCUGCCACCAUGUUCGAGUUCGCCUUCCACCUGCGGCAGCGCGUCGGCGAGCUCUGCGCCAGCGGCAGGCCCUGAGCGCCUCGGACAUUCCUGUGGGAAUGGGAGCCCCGGCUUGGGAUGAGCCUGGGCAGUGCUCGGCGCCUCCUUCCAACACUCUCCCUCCUUCCUGGGUGCCCUAAACCCGGCCUGGUGCGUGCCAAACCCCUGCCCGCACGGGGCCCCCCUCACGCAGGGUGACCCCAGGCUCCCACAGGAGGACACAUGAGGGUGAGGACCCCUCUCAUGGGGGUGAAGCCCCAGCUCUGCCCCACGGCAGCACCCCGGAGGGGACAAGGGGGUGCUCUGGGCUGUUCCCCGGUGCUUUGGGCUGCACAAGCUGCCUCUUGCGGGGGGGGGGGAAGGCAGAGCCUUGAGCAGAGGCUUUGCUCCCUGGGGGGUGCGGGGGGGCUGGUGCGGGGGUGACUGCGGCUUCUCUCUACCUGUGAGCUAUAAAGAGAAGCAGCGAAGCCGCCUGCACACGGGGCCCACGCUGCGGUAGGGGCCGGGCCCCCCCCCCACUGGGGCUCUCUGCAGCCCCCCCCCCCACAUCCUGGGGGUCUGGUGUCCCUGCGAGGGGGGGGGACACGUCAGCAUUAAAAGCCUUGCACUGUUUGCUCGUUGUGUUCCGCAAACCCCGGGUAACCCGAGGGAGUGACAGCGAGGAGGACACCAAAGGGUGGCUCCUCCGUGGUCCUUUUGGCCAUGGGUGCCCCGUGGCCCCCACCCCAUGGUGUCACUGGCAGCUCCUGGAGCAUCCUUGCCCAUGAAUCCCAGUUGUUCCCUUUGGGAGCGGGAUGACCGUGGCCGCUGGCACCCUGUGAGCACCCAUCUGUUGGCAGCCCCCAUCUGUUGACCCUGUAAAUAGCCCAGCCUGGGGGGGGGGACGACACCUUUCAGCCAGCACCCCCCCAGCACAGCCUGUCCCUGCAAUGGGACCCUACUGGUCCCACCAAUGCACUGGGAUGGGUGGCACAGGCCACCAAAGCCGUCCCCACCUCGGGGUCCAUCGCUGCCAGGCAGGGAAAGGCCAAACGUGCCCUGGGCUGGAGCCGGGGGGGGUCCUGGCAGCGCCCUCCCCACGUCCCCAUGGAGGGGACGCGGCUCUGGGGGUGUCACCGCAGCCACACGGGGCUGAGCGUGGCUGGACACACACACACACACACACACGGGGCGACACACGUGUCCCCGGUGCCACCCCCUGCUUGGCCUGAGGGGGCCCUUGGCACCGUCGUGGCCCCACGGUGCCAGCGGCACGUCCCAAAAUAGCCUCCUUGGGGCUAUAUAAGCGCUGCAGCGUGUUGGGGGGCAGCAGCAGCGCGUUGGGGGGCAGGAUGCUGGGCCCCAGCGCCGUGGUGUGCACCGGGGGGCUGCUCUCGGGGGCCCGCCUGGGCUGCCGGGUGCGGGAGGAGGACAUGGGGCGGCGCGAGACCUUCAGCGCCGAGUGGUUCGACCUGGAGCUCAGCACCCGGCCUGAGGAAGGGUGGUGCCGUCGGGAGGUGGACGAGCAGCGCCGGGAGACGCUGGAGCAUCGCGGGGAGCUGCGGGUGCUGGAGCAGCGCUCGCCGUGGGGCGUGCUGCGGGUCGGCUGCUUGGGGCAGCCCCUGACCCAGCACCUCCUGCCCUACGCCCGCACCCUGCCCCUGCCCCUCUUCGCCCCCCAGGACCUCCGUGGCGCCAAGAACGGGGUCCCCCGCACGCUGUCCCGCUCCCUGUCCCACGAGGCCCAGAGGGGCUGAGGGUGACAAUGGGGACAGAUGGGGUCUGGGGUGGGGGGGAUGACGGUGAUGAUGAUGAUGAUGGGGGGGGCUCUGCAAAGGGGCAGCACGGGAAGGUGGUGGUGGGAUGUAGGGGGUGGGCUCCCAUUCGCCUGGGAGCCCCCACCCCAUAGCGGGCAUCGAGGAGGCCGGUGGGGAUGGAGGGGGGGUCCCAGCAGCACCGGAAGCGACUCUCAUAUUCCCUGGCAAAGGAAAGGGGGGGGCGAGGAUGGGGAGCGCUGAAUGAACCCCCCCACCAGGGCCAACCGGGGCCCUGUGGGGGGGGCUGUGGGGGCUGCGGUGGGGUUGUGGCAAUGAUGGGCUUUGUAUGGCAAUAAAAUGCCCGGCCUG